Molecule: messenger RNA, 894 nt
Organism: Apus apus (common swift)
Lineage: Eukaryota; Metazoa; Chordata; Aves; Apodiformes; Apodidae
Gene: UBE2K
Product: ubiquitin conjugating enzyme E2 K
Exons: 7
Coding region: 94-696 (200 amino acids)
Biological process (GO): proteasome-mediated ubiquitin-dependent protein catabolic process; protein polyubiquitination
Cellular component (GO): nucleus
Molecular function (GO): ubiquitin conjugating enzyme activity; protein binding
Source: RefSeq, a predicted model, not a curated record
UUUUGGUGGGGCCGGGAGUUAUCCGGUGCGAGCGGCGGCGGAGCUCGCUGGGCCCGGCUCGGAGGCAGCGGCGAGGGGGUGCCCGCUGCGGAGAUGGCCAACAUCGCGGUGCAGAGGAUCAAGCGGGAGUUCAAGGAGGUGCUGAAGAGCGAGGAGACGAGCAAAAAUCAAAUUAAAGUAGAUCUUGUAGAUGAGAAUUUUACAGAAUUAAGAGGAGAAAUAGCAGGACCUCCGGACACACCAUAUGAAGGUGGAAGGUAUCAACUAGAGAUAAAAAUUCCAGAAACAUAUCCGUUUAAUCCACCUAAGGUGCGGUUUAUUACCAAAAUAUGGCAUCCUAAUAUUAGCUCAGUCACUGGGGCCAUUUGUUUGGAUAUUCUGAAAGAUCAAUGGGCAGCAGCAAUGACUCUAAGGACAGUGUUGUUAUCACUGCAAGCAUUGUUGGCAGCUGCAGAACCAGAUGAUCCACAAGAUGCAGUAGUGGCAAACCAGUACAAACAAAAUCCAGAAAUGUUUAAACAGACAGCUCGACUUUGGGCACAUGUGUAUGCUGGAGCACCAGUUUCUAGUCCAGAAUACACCAAAAAAAUAGAAAACCUCUGUGCUAUGGGCUUUGAUAGGAAUGCAGUAAUAGUGGCCUUGUCUUCAAAAUCAUGGGAUGUAGAGACUGCAACAGAAUUACUCCUGAGUAACUGAGCCAUGUAGAGAGAGCUGCUUCAAUAGUCCAGCUUGCCCCUUCUGGAGGAGCGUCACCAUCUGUUAUUUCUAGGAUUCUAUAUAGAUUCUCUUUUAAAACUGGCACUCUUGCCUGAUGAUGCUGUCUAGGCACUAUUGGAGACUGAAAAAAACCGCUCUGUAAAUAAAGCUAAUUAAACGUCUGUGUAAAUUUAAAAA